CGAUGCAGCUCAUUCAAGUCGUCAAGUUGCUCCUUCUUCUCUCCUGGCCAUUCUUAUUCCAUUUUCUUCAUUAUUCGUAUAUAUUGAGGCAUCUGAAGACCUGUUAUUUAGUCGAUCUGCUUUGAUCGUCGCACCUUUUAGCGGUUCCAGUGAAGUGGUUCGCCUCUGCUUCGAUAAUCAUUGUCAACAUGAUCGAAAUAAGGAUACUAUUCUUCGUAGCUCUAUAUUCAACUUGCACCAUUUCCCAUCCCUAUUACAAUGGCUUCAGCAGAAAUCCAUACGACCAAGGAUAUGGCAUCUUCAACUACGCAAAUCAAAUCCCUUACAACACAUACAUACCAAGCUUUCCAGAACCCGAUCUGGCAUUUUACCUCUCACAAAAUCAACCCUUCAACUUGCUAGCUGAAGCUCCACAAGUCAUUGGCACUACCUUCUCAAUACUACCGAUGUUCGCCGUGCCGAAAGAAAAUGUUAAUAUGGUAUCAAGUGCUAAUAUACUGGGCGUAUCGCAGAAGAAACCCAUGUUGACGAUAAGAACAGAAACUAAUUCCCUGCUACAGUGCAUUCCAGGAGUGAGGAUAGAGUUGGAGCAACCAAUGUGGAUAUAUUCUUUGAAGAAAACCAGCAUUGUGUUUCCCUCUGAAGUCUUGAUUUAUCAUGGUGGUUAUAGAAUCCCCCUGAAAGUUGGUGCUGUACUAGCACCGGUUACCCAAGAGUCUUUCUUUUUCGAUCGAGUACCCGUUGAAGUCCGUGUGGUGUAUGCUGUUCCUCUUCCUUCGAAACCUAUCAAUGUAGAAACCGUUACCACCACCCAGCAAGUACAAAAUACAAUUGUAGAAACUGUCGACAAUCAGGCAAUUGUCGUGGAAAGUAAUGAGUUUGAUGAACAAGGUGGCACGUCAGGAUUCGUUGAAAAUCCCAAAAAUGUAACUAUUGUUGAGUUUCCUAACAAGGUGGCUUCUCCUACACUUCCUGUUUCUGAAGAAGAUGAAGAGUUAGUAAAUCGAAAUCCGCCUCAGAUCUUAGUCCCUGCUGGUAUUGUGCAAUCAACUCAACCUGAAAUACUCAUUGAACCUUUCCACAACUCGAAAGAAUCACCUGUUUUGACUCAACUUAAACAAGAGAAAUUGAAGCAAAAACUGAAGAUAAGAGAAGCGGAAGAGUUUCAAAUUCAUAACACAACAAGUUCGGAAUCUGGAAGUGUAUAAAACAUGUAGAUAAAUUAUUUAUUGUUAGUGAAUUUUGGAAUUGAGUACAGAUGAAUUCCUUAAGAGAUGCGAAAUUGUAGCUAUAAGUUGUAAUAUAAUAAAUACAGACUAGCAGAAA
Harmonia axyridis is the source of this 1326-nucleotide messenger RNA. RefSeq lists its product as uncharacterized. The transcript has 3 exons. NCBI's taxonomy places the organism in Eukaryota, Metazoa, Arthropoda, Insecta, Coleoptera, Coccinellidae. The record is from RefSeq and is a predicted model, not a curated record. The coding region runs from base 189 to 1208 and encodes 339 amino acids.